AUGGUCAAAGCAGCAGACACACAAUACAUCUCAUCAGGCCGCGGCGGUGCAGGCAACAAGAAACUCGUCCUCACCAACACCAACACCCUCGCCCGUCCCACCCAUCGCCAACUCGUCCAAUCCUACUCCCAACAAGACAUCGUCACUCGCAAGGAACUCGAAGAAACAGCACUCACACGCGUUGCAACAAAAUCUAGUAAAGGCGCACGCUUUGCAACGGGACGUGGUGGAGCGGGGAAUUUCUUACCAACAGGACAAGUCUUUGCACCACAGGAAGCGGGUGAACAAGAGCAACUCGCUCCAAAACGCUUCUUGGCACCCGUAGGGAGGGGUGGUGCGGGGAAUAUUAGAACGUUGGAAGGAGCGCCUGUGUCACAUGCUGUGGUGAAGGAGUUGAGAAGUAUGUCGAGUGGAGCGGCUGAUAGUCAGACAGCUGCUGCUGCGGCUGCGGCUGGACCCAGUGGUACGCGUUCAGACGGACGACCCGCGUGGGCGUCUCAAGUGCGACGUAUUGAUGCAGGCAUAGCUGAUGAAGCUGUCGAUGAUGAGACAUCAAGUGUGCGAUCGAGUGGACGACUGUCGCAGCUCGGUAGACGGCUUUCUCGCUCGAGUAUCUCCUCGACGCGUAGUGCGCCUGCAGAGUCUUCCUUCUUUGGUCGUAUGAAGCGGCGGCUGAGCAGCUCGAUGGGACCACAGCAGACUGCAGUCGCUUGA
Protomyces lactucae-debilis is the source of this 714-nucleotide messenger RNA. RefSeq lists its product as uncharacterized. The coding region runs from base 1 to 714 and encodes 237 amino acids. Lineage: Eukaryota; Fungi; Ascomycota; Taphrinomycetes; Taphrinales; Protomycetaceae. The transcript has a single exon. The record is from RefSeq and is a predicted model, not a curated record.